AUGCCGUCCAAACGUACCCGAAUCGCAGAAACCGUAUCCGAAGAGCCGUUGCCAAAACGAGCUCUCAGAUCACAAGGCAGGCCACCUUUGGACUCAAAAAAGGAAAAGAAGGUAAACACCACAGCAACGAAAAAUGCGCCCAAAAAGGGGCCGCAGCCGGAAACGAAAGGAAAUACUUCCCAACGCGAAACAGAAGAGGACUUUGAUGGGGGCCCUUCCUAUUGGCUUAUGAAAGCGGAGCCGGAGACCAGAAUGGAAAAGGGCAAAGACAUGAAGUUCUCGAUCGACGACUUGAAAGCUUGCAAAGGACCUGCAGGCUGGGAUGGGGUGAGGAACUACAGCGCGAGGAACAACCUGAAGGCAAUGGAACAGGGGGAUUUGGCGUUCUUCUACCACAGGUUGGUCCCAUCUCCACUCCACUGCCACUCCCCUCCUUCCAAUCCCACUCCGCCAUUGGAUGAAAGCGUGAAAAGGCCAUUUAAAUCUGAUGCGUCGUGA
Molecule: messenger RNA, 498 nt
Organism: Morchella sextelata
Lineage: Eukaryota; Fungi; Ascomycota; Pezizomycetes; Pezizales; Morchellaceae
Exons: 2
Coding region: 1-498 (165 amino acids)
Source: RefSeq, a predicted model, not a curated record